GAUGGCGGCGGGGCCUGGGGAGGAGGCAGCGGGCCCUGAGCCCGAGCCCGAGUCCAGCGGCUCCAUCCGGCGCUAUCUGGCCCGGCUCAGCGCGCUGCGGCCCCUGCCCGGCCCGGAUCGAGAGGGCGAGAGCGGCCGCCGCACCGAGCUGCACCUGCUGUUCGACCAGCUCAUCUCCGAGAACUGCGGCCCGGGGGCGCCGGGGCCCACGGAGGCGCCGAGCCCGCAGGAUGUUUGUGCUCUACUUGUUCAAGCCUGUCAACUGGUUCAUCUCAAUCAGGAACAUCUCGUCAACAAAGUUUGUCAACUCAUUCAUCAUUUACUUAACAGAUUCCAGGUAGUAGUUGAUGAACAGAAUUUGGAUUUUCUUCUGUCCUAUUCCAUCUCUGCUCUCAAACAGUGCAGCUCUUGGACACACACUGAAAUUCUGCAAGCCUUAGCAGCUCUUGUUUACAACAAUGGACCUAAUUGUCAGAAGUAUCUCCCGGAUUUGCUGGGGAAGAGCGGACUGUUGGUACAGUUCAGUGAUCUUGCUCAACCUGAUGUGGAACUCAGGAGGGCAGCAGUACACAGCAUGGCAAAUCUGUGUCUCAGUGUGCCUGGACAGCCAUACUUAGAUGAGUCUUACAGAAGUCUAUGCUUUCAAACUUUCCUAAGUGUAUUACAGUCUUCCAAAACUUCAGAUGUAGAUGACAUCACUUUUUGUAUGCUGUUACAGAAUGCUCUGAAAGGUAUCCAGUCGCUUUUAAAUGGUGGGAAGAUGAAGCUAAUGCAGACUGAUCAGCUUGGUUCCCUUCUUGCUGUAUUGAAGAAAUGCAUGUUCUAUGGGCUUCCUGGACUGAACGUGGAAAUGCCUGCGGUCUUGUACUCUGCUCCACUUCCUCAGUAUGAUGGACGAUCACCUGUCAAACCAGAGCAGUCGGAAUUGAGCACCGUUAAGCAAACAGGGACCCGAAGGAAAAAGUCCAAAGGGAAACAAAAGAAAGGACAAUUGGGGGAAGAAGUGAAAGAAGAAUUAGAAAGCGAUAUAGGAGAUGGACCAAGCCAUGGAAUGGAUAUAUUUCAGUUACAUUCAGGCAAUGCACAAAAUAGUCCUUGUCUAAAUCCCUGGAAUCGUACAUUAGAUGCUGCAUACGUGCCUGCUGGAAAGGAUCACUUAUCAUGCUAUCCCAGCUGGAAAAGGAUCAGCAGCAGUGAGUCGGAGUAUUCUGAUGCUGAAGGCGGAAUACAAAGCAAAAUGAGAUCUUAUCAAGCCAAAGUUCGUCAAGGGGCUUUAGCCUGUUUCCUUUCCACUAUCAAAUCAAUAGAAAAAAAAGUUCUUUAUGGCUACUGGUCAGCAUUUGUUCCUGAUACACCUGGAAUAGGCAGCCCACAGUCUGUGUCCUUGAUGACUAUUGCAUUGAAGGAUCCCUCUCCAAAGACUCGGGCCUGUGCUCUUCAGGUUCUCUCUGCCACCUUGGAAGGUUCUAAGCAGUUUCUUUCUGUUGCUGAAGACACACAUGACCAUAAAAGAGCUUUCACUCCUUUCUCUGUAACGAUUGCUUCCAGCAUCAGAGAGUUGCAUCGCUGUCUGCUGCUAGCCCUGGUGGCAGAAUCCUCCUCACAAACCCUUACACAAAUCAUCAAGUGCCUUGCAAAUUUGGUAUCGAAUGCACCGUACAGCCGUUUAAAACCUGGUCUAUUGACAAGAGUUUGGAACCAGAUAAAGCCAUACAUUCGUCAUAAAGAUGUUAAUGUUCGGGUUUCUAGCCUCACGUUGUUUGGCGCUGUCGUAUCCGCUCAAGCUCCUUCACCAGAAGUACAGUUACUUCUGCAACAGCCCAGUUCUUCCGGACUAAGUAACAGCGGUACCGCAACCCCUCGUCACGUCAGUUCCUCUGAGUGGUGGAGAAGAGCACUACCUUCGCAAGGGGAACCCACGGACACUUGGGAGAGUUCAUCUUCAGAGCCUUGUUGGCUCAUACGUCUUUGUAUCUCCACUGUUGUUCUGCCCAGAGAGGAUUCCUAUUCUGAUAGCGAUACUAGCUUCACAGCUAGUACUGUCUAUGAACCAUCUCCUGUUCGACUGGAAUCUUUACAGGUCUUGGCACUUCUUGUGAAGGGCUAUUUCUCUGUUGCUCAGAGCUAUUUGUUAGAGCUUGGAGAGGUGGCUUGCAAAUGCAUGGAGGAAACAGAUCCAUCUAUUCAGCUCCACGGUGCCAAACUUCUGGAGGAACUGGGCACAGGCAUAGUACAACAGCACAAACCAGAUUCAACCAUUGCUGUCAAUGAGAAAGUACCUGUCAACUUGGUUGUAACCUUUUGGACUAUGAUGCUAAAUGGCCCUUUACCUGGUGCCCUUCAGAAUGCUCAACAUCCUACCCUUCAGACAAGUGCCUGUGAUGCUCUUUCUUCUAUCUUACCGGAAGCUUUCGGCAGUUUGAGGGAUGACCAGCAGAUACUGUGCAUCACGCUACUACUGGGGCUGAAUCACAGUGAGAAUCCCCUGGUGAAAGCUGCUGCUGCUCGAGCCCUUGGAGUCUACGUCCUCUUCUCAUGUCUUCGGCAGGAUGUGAUGUUUGUUGCCGACACAGCAAAUGCUAUCCUGAAUUCCCUUCAGGACAAGUCUCCAAACGUCCGUGCCAAAGCAGCCUGGUCCUUGGGCAACCUUACAGACACGCUGAUUGUCAACAUGGAAAUGAUUGGGCAGAGCUUCCAAGAGGAAUUCUCAGAUCUCCUACUACUGAAAAUGUUACGAUCAGCAAUUGAAGCAUCCAAGGACAAAGACAAGGUAAAGAGCAAUGCAGUCCGGGCCCUAGGAAAUCUGCUUCAUUUCCUUCAACCAUAUCACAUAGUAAAACCCAGAUUUAGUGAAACCAUUAAGGAAUCCAUUCAGGCCCUUAUUUCUACUGUCCAGAGUGAGGCUACCAUGAAAGUACGGUGGAAUGCAUGUUAUGCGCUGGGAAACGUAUUUAAAAACCCUGCCUUGCCACUUGGAGAAGCUCCUUGGACUGCACAAGCCUAUAACGCUCUUACAUCAGUGGUGAAAUCAUGCAAGAAUUUCAAAGUCCGAAUCAAAUCUGCCAUGGCCCUCUCCAUCCCUACCCAAAGGGAGUGCUACGGAACCACUGAACAGUUUUCCCAGAUCUGGAGUGCGUUGGUUAUAGCUUUGCAGAAGAGUGAAGACACCAAGGAUUUUCUGGAGUUCAAAUACAGUGCCAGCCUAAGAACGCAGAUCUGCCAGGCUCUGAUUCAUUUGUUAAGCUUGGCAAACAGUACAGACCUGCCAUUCAUUAGGAAAACUAUAGCAGAAAAUGGGGAUAUGAUCAGAUCCUAUGUCUCCCAAUAUAUGAAAUUGGGGGUUGAAGAAGAUGAAGCAGGAAUACACACAAACUCCCAUGAAAGAGAGAGAUUGUUGAAAAGAGCUAUUGAGCAUAUUUGUGGUAUUGAAGAACUGUCAGAAGGCAAAGCUAAAGUAGUAGUAGCUGCUUAUCUAGAAGAUAUCUUGACAAACCACAUCAACUCCACUGAAUUGACGGAGGCUUAGGAAGAGAAAUCCAUUGCUUUAAUGACUAGUAAAUUGUGCCUUCUGAUUAUAUGCAGAGGGAAGUACGCUGCUUUCAUGUAUGCAAGAUGUCCGGGAGAGAGGUUUCCUAUUGGCAACAUUAAAACAUUUAUUUCAAACUUAUUUGAAUCAGUUGAAACUCUUGAGAAAAAGUUCUACAAUGCUGGGAAAAAAAAUUUAAUCUCCUUUACUUUCCUACUAUUUAGUUCGUUGUAAAUUGUCUCCAUUUGGUUUGGCUGAUGACUGAUCUGAUAUAGAGUUAUCACUCUGAAAACAAAUGUCUUUUUAUUCUUUGUAUAUUUUAUAAGAACAGAGCCUUUUAUGAGCUUGUUUCCAAAGCCUUUUAUCACAGUUGGCUGCUAUCUUCAAAAACUUACCCCCACAAGGACACGGGCAGAAUUGGUAUUUUUUACCUUAGCUUUUCUGGAAGUCAGAUUGAUCAUAAAUAUGGAGAGUUGGUAUACUCUUCUCAGCAUGACAUUUUGUCACAUUUAAUGCACUUGUACAAUAAACUCAAAUAUCAGUUGGAA
Gopherus flavomarginatus (Mexican gopher tortoise) is the source of this 4074-nucleotide messenger RNA. It is a transcript of the gene HEATR6, whose product is annotated as HEAT repeat containing 6. The transcript is spliced from 20 exons. The coding region runs from base 2 to 3526 and encodes 1174 amino acids. The record is from RefSeq and is a predicted model, not a curated record. NCBI's taxonomy places the organism in Eukaryota, Metazoa, Chordata, Testudines, Testudinidae.